ACCAAAACCGAUAAACCCUCGUUGAGAGCUUCUCUAAUGGCUACCCCAUGCUCAUGCUGCAUAUCCAUCACAUCUCCCCAAUAAUGACGACAAUCAGACCAACACAACCAACAAAAACCAUUUGAUUCACAAGGUAAAUCCUCAUCUCUGUAACCUCUGCAUCUACUUAUACACAGACAUCUAUUUUCCCUUUCUGUUGAACCUCACAUUCAUCAAUAUCUUGUCAAAAUUACUCAAAACCAUUCAUGUAUCAUAUCAAGAAUCUUAAAACUUCAAAUUUUAUUAGAUGGGUUGUUGUUGAUUUGAGUAAAAAACCAAUUUUCUCAUCUGGGUCACAACCUGGGGUCCAAAACCCUAGGGUUUAUAGCACAAAAGCUGCUUGUAAAUCCAACAAUGGCCCAAAAUCGGAUGAUGAAAAUGUCGGUUUAUCGUAUCGUGUAGACUGUCGAGAAGCCGAAGAUGCUUUGUUAGAUUACUUGCAUUCCACUAGAAGUUUACAGUUCAUAGAUGCCGAAAACAUUAGUCGAAAUUCACCUAGGUUUCUUGAAAAGCUGCUAGAAAGGGUCGGAAAAGGGGAAAAUAUCGGGCAAUCUGUUAGUCGGUUCUUGCGUUACCAUCCGAUUAACGAAUUCGAGCCCUUUUUCGAGAGCAUGGGUUUGGAACCAUGUGAGUUUUCGACGCUUUUGCCGCGUAAGUUGAUGUUUUUAAGCGAUGACAGUGUGUUGUUGGAGAGGUAUCGUAUGUUGUGUCAAUACGGUUUUGCCCCUAACAAGAUAGGAAAGAUUUAUAAGGAAGUUGGAGAAGCGUUUCGAUCGAAUGAUGGAUUUUUGCUGUCACGGCUUCAUGAUCUUCAAGUUUUAGGUCUAGAUCAAUCUACGGUUGUUAAACUUGUGGGUUUGUGUCCUUCGGUUCUAAUCGAAGGUGAAAAUAGUGACGUUGUUAAGGCUGUAUUGGAGUUAAAGACUAUCAGGAUCGCCAACGAUUGGUUUGUUGAGCAUUUAUCAGACGAAGAAUCGUACAAUUGGAAGCAUAUGCUUGAAGUUUUGUGGUUCUUAAAAGAAUUCGGCUUUAAAAACGAGCGUUUAGGAAGAUUAACGCAUAAACAUCCCACCAUUUUAUUGCAAGAUUCGGGAAUUACAACAAUUUCGGUCAUAAUCUUCCUACUUAAAUUUGGAGCUUCGAAGAACAAUAUUUUGUCCUUAUUUUCUCAGUUUCCGGAUACGAAGAUCCGGGAUUUUGUUUCGAACUUAAGGCGUUCGUACAAAUUUCUAACGGGAAUUGAAAUGUAUGUUGACGACAUUGGAAAGCUUUUUUGUUCGUACCCACAUAUACUUGGCUCGUGCACGUUAAAGGGUGUGAAAACGUCUUUAAAUUGCUUAAAUGUCGGAAAACAACGACUUUGUGAAAUAAUCAUGAAUAACCCAGAAGUGUUACAGAAUUUAGCUAUCGGAUCAAAGAUUACACCACUUCCGUCAUCAAGACGAUGUACAAUAGAGAGAACAAAGUUCCUAUUAGAUAUGGGAUUCGUUGAAAAUUCAACCGAGAUGGAACGAGCCCUUAAACGGUGUCGUGGGAAAGCGAAAGAACUUCACGAACGAUUCAAUUGUUUGGUCAACAUUGGGUUUGACCCAAAAGAGGUGAUGGAAAUGGUUAAAUCAUCACCUCAAAUUGUUAACCAGUCGAAAGUGGUACUUGAAAUAAAGGUUGACUUUUUGGUCAACGUGUUAGGGUAUCCGUUGUCUGCUAUAACCGGAUACCCGUCUUCGUUAUCUUACGCUAUGGAAAAGGUGAAACUUCGGUGUCUGUUUCAUAAGUGGCUAAAAGAACAAGGAGCGACUAAUGAUAUAGCUCUUAGCACCAUUCUUGCGUGUUCGGAAAAACAAUUUAUUAAAGAGAAAGUUAAGCGUCAUCCUAAAGGCGUUGAGGUUUACGAGAUGUUGAAAAGACAAAUUUACUGAUUGUAUAAUGUGACAGUGGUUUUAUUCUAUGAUGAAAAUUGGGUAUGCAUUUUUUUACAGCUUCCUUUUAUCAGGAAGAUGUUCAUGGUGUAAACAGUUUAUCCUUACUUCACUAAUUACGGAAACAAACCGCAAGUAAGUACUUCCGUUCAAGUUAUUACUCUGUUUUAGUAUUUGAUUUGUUAUGAA
Messenger RNA from Helianthus annuus (common sunflower), 2147 nucleotides. RefSeq names its product transcription termination factor MTEF18, mitochondrial. The record is from RefSeq and is a predicted model, not a curated record. The coding region runs from base 246 to 1958 and encodes 570 amino acids. Lineage: Eukaryota; Viridiplantae; Streptophyta; Magnoliopsida; Asterales; Asteraceae. Gene Ontology annotation, molecular function: double-stranded DNA binding. The transcript has a single exon. Gene Ontology annotation, biological process: regulation of DNA-templated transcription.